Molecule: messenger RNA, 3469 nt
Organism: Ogataea polymorpha
Lineage: Eukaryota; Fungi; Ascomycota; Pichiomycetes; Pichiales; Pichiaceae
Exons: 1
Coding region: 87-3419 (1110 amino acids)
Biological process (GO): DNA-templated transcription; positive regulation of transcription from RNA polymerase II promoter by galactose
Cellular component (GO): nucleus
Molecular function (GO): zinc ion binding; DNA-binding transcription factor activity, RNA polymerase II-specific; RNA polymerase II cis-regulatory region sequence-specific DNA binding
Source: RefSeq, a predicted model, not a curated record
UUUUCACCAAAUUGCAGUAAAGGUUUACGCUUUUGAUUUCCUAGAUCCAGUUAAACCACGAACACCACUGAUAUAGUUUGCUAAUAAUGGAAGGCAUCAGCAAACCAGUUGGCUUCGGAGAGAAUAAAGAGAGUAUGGUGAAAAGGGAGUUAUCUGAUGAAGAUCUUUUUGUUUUAGAAUCUCGGCUCAGUGAGUCUUCUAGUUCAGCUAACUUGACCAACUCUCCAUCACCUCCUCAUAAUUCUAAUCUAUCCAAUGGACACUCUAUCAAACCUACCAUAACAAGGACUACAUCGUCUGGAUCUUCUUAUGUCCAUCGCCAACAUACACCUUCACAUGGACAUGGUUCCCGCCAUUUAGCUCAUCAUCACCAUAACAACAGUGUGUUUCCUCAAAGGACGAUAAAGGGUGAACCAUCUGACUCACUUGAAGAUGAUGCCAUCGAGGAAGCAGAGAGUUUUGAAAACAAAAGUCAAUCACGUAAUAAACCGCUGAUAGAACAAGCUUGCGACUCCUGCCGAAGAAGGAAAUUACGCUGUACAAAGGAAUUGCCCAAAUGUUCAAAGUGUAUGGAUCACGGCUGGGAGUGUGUUUAUUCACCCCGAGCUGUUCGAUCUCCGCUUACUAGAGCUUACUUGACUAAGGUUGAGAAUAGGGUGAAACAGCUGGAAACUUUUCUUUUAAAGGCAUUUCCUGGUGAGGAUUUAGAGCAGAUGCUAGGUGGGUUUUCAAGAACUGGCUCGAGCAUGCAGUCUCUGAGCAAUUCCCCGAACAUCAGCACAUAUUCAUUUCUCUCACAAAAUAAACAGAACUGUGAUAAUACAAGCAGCACGCAAACAUUGCAGGAUUUCUCACUAGAUGCUUCGUCAGCUUCGAUCUUCAAAAAAGAGACUCCCCAACAGAUCUCAUCCCGACUUCCAGAUGAAUUCAUGGUCACCGAUCUAUCUAAUAACACCAAUUUUGAUUGGUCAGAAGAUGAUGAAGAGAGAGAGAAAGGUUUGAUGCUGAACGGAUCACCGUCAUCUCCGUCGUCAAUAACAUCUUUCCACGAACCAAAGAAUUCGGUGAUCUCUUUCAACUCGCUUGACCACCUUCAUACAAGCCAAGCUCAGUCGUCGACUAUCAGCACAAAGACUAACAAUUCGUCUCUUUGUACUUCACCAUAUCUUAGGGCCGUUGCUCCUUCCUUUUCUACAGAUGGAAUGGGAGUCAAUCCCACUACCAAAUCAGGAUUUCUGGGCGUAGGAUCUUCUUCUUCAUUUUUGAGGGUCAUGAAGAUUGACAAGAUCGAUGAGGAAGAUGUACCAGAUUGUGUGAAUCCUGGCGCCACAGAUACGGACUUUGUCAUGGAUGAUUUCGAUCUGACAUCAUGCAACAACAAUUCUGAAACAGGAAAGCCUAUGAAAUCCCCACCGAACGUGACCAUGAAUCCUCAGAUCAAGAGGCAGAUAGUAGAGGGGUUGAAAAGGGGCCUAGACAACAUGGAACAGAAUAAAAUAGGCGAGGAGCUCGAGCAAUAUCUGAAUAUGAGGUCAACACAAGAAGAGUUCUUGCAAAGCUAUUUCAGAUAUUAUCAUACCUCCUAUCCCUUUAUUCAUAAGGAAACAUUCAUGAAACAUUACAGAAGACAGUUACCUGUAAAAAACGAGGCUCACUGGCUUGUUUUGUUCAACACAGUUCUUGCCUUAGGCUGCUGGUGUUUACAUGGGGAUCGUACUACCAUUGAUCUUGCAUAUUACCAUCGUGCUAAGAAAGCACUGAAUACAGGUGCCAACGUGUUUGAAUGUGGUAAUAUCAUGUUAUUGAGUGCCUUGAUCCUACUGAGCAAUUACUCGCAAAAGCGGAAUAAACCAAAUACCGGAUGGAAUUUUUUGGGCUUAGCAGUAAGGAUGGCAAUUUCUCUGGGAAUGCACAAAGAGUUCAAUGAGAAAUCGAAUAGUCGGGAAACUCGUAAAGAAGAUCUGUUGAAUCUUGAAAUCAAACGACGUCUAUGGUGGGGUUUGUACAUAUUCGACGCUGGAGCAUCUAUUACAUUUGGAAGACCAAUUAAUCUGCCUCCUCCAGAAGUUGUUGAUGUUAAGAUGGUAAGCAACAUAAAUGAUGAUGAGCUUUCUCAGAUCAUUGAGAACACGGAUGGUUGCAGUACUGUUACAGAGGAAAUGAUCAACAAACCAUAUCCCACAUUAUACUCCGCCUUGAUUGCGCAAACGAAACUGACUUUCCUUACUACACCAUUUUACUCAAAACUUAUCUCCAAGCCUGCUCCCACGUUACAGGAGUGUUUCAACAUGAACGCGACUUUGAACAAAUUCAUUGAUGAAUUGCCAGGCUAUUUUCAUGAGGAUGAGUCUGUUGCUAAACGAGAAUUUUUCAAGUCUUUACCAUCAAAUCUUCGUCAAUCGACGAAUGAAUCACAGCUACCUGAAUGGUUUUUGCUUUCCAGAAAUAGGCUCAUUUGGAGAUAUAGAAACAUGCAAAUAAUUUUGUUCAGGCCUUUUAUUUGGCAAAGAAUUGUGGGAGUUUCCAAUCCUGAAGUGAUGGAAAGCUGCAACACUGAGGAAGCCAAAGAAGGAAGAAGAGUUUGUCUCAAGGCAGCUUCUGAAACAAUCAAGUCAAUUGAUAAAUUUGUGAAGGAUAAUGAAUCUCAUCUAUCCAUCAUUGCCGUGUGGUACGCAACAUAUUUCUUGUUCCAGGCGGUUUUGAUCCCAAUAGCUUGCCUGUGUUCUGACUCUUCAUCUUCACAUUCCACUUCAUGGAUGGAUGAUAUCAAUCGCGCCAAAAAUGCCUUGCUAGUUAUGUCAAGAUAUAACUCAAUGGGGUCUAAGUUGACUAAGGUUAUAAAUAAGCUUCUGGGCCAAAAGUCAGCUUCUUCGAAAUCAAGGCAAACAGCACCUAACGAAAAACAAUUUUCUAGCUAUUCAGUUACGAAAGUCAACAGUGCAUCUUCGAACGAUUCUCUUUAUAGCCACCCAUCAAGUUGUUUUGCCAAUCAGAGAUAUCCGGCAACGGUGUCUUUUGAUGGACCAAAGCUUGCGAAAUCAACAGAACCGUCAAACUUCAUGGAUAACGUGACUGAAGAUAUGAGCGCCCAGAACAUGGAAUCAUUCAUGUCAUUGGACGCUUACUUGAAUCUUGAUACGGAAAACACCCCUGAUUCUGCAAUGUUUGACUUUGAAAAAAAGAGGAAACUAUCUGAUGCAGAAAAUGCGAAACCUUUCAACUCGUCUCGUACAUCGCUUUUCAACACAGGAAAUACAACUUCCAUUUCCAAUUCCGUUGACACUAUGAAUAAUUUCAACCUGGACCCUAGUUCAGAGCACAAGGAUAAGGAACAGCCUUCUGACAAGAAAGAGCUAUUAAAUGAUAUCUACUCAAUGCUCUUUGACGAAUUUACUGAUCCGAUGGCCUUUAGCAUCUAGCGGCUUAAUUAUGCUUUUAUGAUUACAUAAUGUUUAUAGAUAUAUAGUAA